Molecule: messenger RNA, 1409 nt
Organism: Cynoglossus semilaevis (tongue sole)
Lineage: Eukaryota; Metazoa; Chordata; Actinopteri; Pleuronectiformes; Cynoglossidae
Product: polycomb complex protein BMI-1
Exons: 4
Coding region: 56-673 (205 amino acids)
Biological process (GO): negative regulation of transcription by RNA polymerase II
Cellular component (GO): PRC1 complex
Molecular function (GO): promoter-specific chromatin binding
Source: RefSeq, a predicted model, not a curated record
AUGAAUAUUUAAAAAAUCAAUUAUCAUUUUUGUGUAUGCUAUAAAACUAACCAGUAUGCAAAUUCAUUUGUGCAGACUCGGAGGAGUAGAAGACAAGCAGCCUACAGAUCAGGUGGAGAACAAGAGGUACCUGCAGUGUCCAGCAGCCAUGACAGUCAUGCAUCUGAGGAAAUUUCUUCGCAGUAAAAUGGACAUCCCUAAUACUUACCAGGUUGAAGUCAUGUAUGAAGACGAACCUCUGAAAGAUUACUACACGUUAAUGGACAUAGCUUAUAUCUACACAUGGAGACGGAACGGUCCUCUUCCUCUGAAGUACCGAGUCCGACCCAACUGUAAGAAGAUGAAGGUGAGCCACUCUCUGCAGGACGGUCAGAACAGCACCGGAAGAUCCGGACCAGAGAGCGACUCCGCCAGCGACAAAGCCGGAAGUCCAGCCGGGGCUGCAUCCACCUCGUCCUCCUUGCCGAGCCCCGGUACUCCCGCCCAGUCACCGCACCCGCAGAUCCCACACGGCUUGGGCAACACCAACAUCAUCAACGGGAGUCCAACUGCUGCUGCUGCACCUCCUCCUACACUUCCUCCUCCGACCUCCAGCCGCUCUUACAACCAGUUCAGCAGCGGCGUCAACAAGCCGAGGAAGGUGUCCCUGAACGGCUCCUCGUCCUCUGGAUGACCGCAGGGCCCCCGGGGUCGCCAACGCCAGAACCCGCUCAGCUAAUUCUGUUUUCAUGCCAAUGUAGUUCCAGUGUGUAGACACCGUUCUUCUCUCUGUUUCUGCCAGUCGGUCUUCAGCGUCUACAUAAAAAGUUAAAACACAGUCAAGUGGAAUCGGAGGCAUUUCAAAGUAAAAGCUUUUUAUGUUGGAGAAUAAGGACAAGACAUUUAGACGUUGUCAUCUCUCUUCUUUAAGACUUAAAAUGCUUUAUUUUACAAACGCGACUGAAGACACACUUUUAUAUUAUUCCUUUUCAGAUUUUUUUCCCAAUUUGUCGUGUUUAUCAUGAAUAUUUCAUGUGUGUUCUUUUUGGAAACGGUAAGUUUUUAACAUGCAUGCUCACGAACACUUUCUUUUAAAGAAAGAAAAUCUCACCACGUGGAACUGACCCUGACUGUAGUCACGAGAUGACUGCACAGAACAAUUGUUUUGCGUUAACACAAACUUUCAGAUUUACUCCAGCGGGUUUUUAAGACUCCACGUGUAGAUAGAGACAGAAGCCUAUUUAAUCAGCGGUGUUAUUCUCUUUAGCCCCCUCUGUUUUUGUUCUGAUGGAAUGACUCGGGCCAUCUUGCUCAGUACACACAUGUUUUCGUGUUUUUCCCGUAUUUGUAUCGCUCGAUUGUAUGGACAACUUAUUGUAUUGUUACUGUUGCACAGUAUAAAACAUCUAAAUAAAAACAUUUUACACGUA